Molecule: messenger RNA, 759 nt
Organism: Pecten maximus
Lineage: Eukaryota; Metazoa; Mollusca; Bivalvia; Pectinida; Pectinidae
Exons: 1
Coding region: 1-759 (252 amino acids)
Source: RefSeq, a predicted model, not a curated record
AUGAGUGGUUACGAGUGUAAAGUUGGAGAUGAUGUUAUGAGUGGUUGUGAGUGUAGAGUUGGAGAUGAUGUUAUGAGUUGUUGGGAGUGUAGAGUUGGAGAUGAUGUUAUGGGUGGUUGUGAGUGUAGAGUUGGAGAUGAUGUUAUGAGUGGUUGGGAGUGUAGAGUUGGAGAUGAUGUUAUGAGUGGUUGGGAGUGUAGAGUUGGAGAUGAUGUUAUGAGUGGUUACGAGUGUAGAGUUGGAGAUGAUGUUAUGAGUGGUUACGAGUGUAGAGUUGGAGAUGAUGUUAUGAGUGGUUGGGAGUGUAGAGUUGGAGAUGAUGUUAUGAGUGGUUGUGAGUGUAGAGUUGGAGAUGAUGUUAUGAGUGGUUGGGAGUGUAGAGUUGGAGAUGAUGUUAUGAGUGGUUGGGAGUGUAGAGUUGGAGAUGAUGUUAUGAGUGGUUGUGAGUGUAGAGUUGGAGAUGAUGUUAUGAGUGGUUGGGAGUGUAGAGUUGGAGAUGAUGUUAUGAGUUGUUGGGAGUGUAGAGUUGGAGAUGAUGUUAUGAGUGGUUGUGAGUGUAGAGUUGGAGAUGAUGUUAUGAGUGGUUGUGAGUGUAGAGUUGGAGAUGAUGUUAUGAGUGGUUGUGAGUGUAGAGUUGGAGAUGAUGUUAUGAGUGGUUGUGAGUAUAGAGUUGGAGAUGAUGUUAUGAGUGGUUGGGAGUGUAGAGUUGGAGAUGAUGUUAUGAGUGGUUGGAGUGUAGAGUUGGAGAUGAUGUUAUGA